AUGGAGUUGCAGAACAUUGGUGAUACCAACAGGGAUGAUGCCUUCUACAGGUAUAAGAUGCCCAAAAUGAUCACGAAGAUAGAGGGUCGUGGAAAUGGAAUCAAGACAAACAUUGUCAAUAUGGUUGACAUUGCGAAAGCUUUGGCGAGGCCUCCCUCCUACACUACAAAGUAUUUUGGCACUGAACUUGGAGCCCAGUCAAAGUUUGACGAGAAAACUGGAACUUCACUUGUGAAUGGUUCUCAUGACACUGCUAAACUGGCUGCCCUUCUUGAAGUAUUCAUCAAGAAGUAUGUCCAGUGCUAUGGGUGCAGAAACCCUGAGACGGAGAUUUUAAUCACCAAAAAUCAGAUGAUACAGCUGAAAUGUGCUGCUUGUGGGCAUGUCUCUGAUGUGGACAUGAAGGAUAAACUCACUACCUUCAUCCUGAAGAAUCCACCUGAAGCCAAAAAGGGGUCAAAGGACAAGAAGGCAAUGAGGAGGGCUGAAAAGGAGCGUAUGAAGGAAGGGGAGGCUGCUGAUGAGGAGCAGAAAAAGCUGAAGAAAGAUGCAAAGAAGAAGAUUUCGUCCAAGGAUGGUUCUGGGAAGACCAGUUCAAAAAAGAAAGCAGGUGGCUCUGAUGAGGAUCAUGGUUCACCACCUAGAGGCCGUGCAGCCGAGAAAGACGAUGACGACGAUGACGAUGAUGAUGUUCAGUGGCAAACAGACACAUCAUUGGAGGCUGCCAAGCUUCGCAUCCAGGAACAAUUGAAUACAGUAACUGCUGACAUGGUAAUGCUUACAACUGAUGACGAAGAGCGCAAGUCUAAUGCAGCUCAUAAAGCUCAUGGAAGUCCUAAAGCUACUUCACCUCCACCAGAAGGUAAUGGAGCUGCAGAGAAUGGUGUUAAUGCCUAUGAUAAGAUUCUUCAGGAUGUCAAAGCAGUUGUGAAGAAAGGAGUUACUGCAAAUCAGUUGAAGUCCUCGUUAUCAUCGGUAUCUGGUUCUGCCCAGGAUGUAAUGACUGCUCUUUUUGAGGCACUUCUUGAGGGUGUCGAGAAAGGGUUCUCAAAAGAGGUUCUGAAGAAGAAAAACUUCUUUGCUGCUGCUGUUGCUGAGGAUGAAAAUGCACAGUUGCUCUUGCUCCAUGCAAUGGAGCAGUUUUUUAUGAAAUCAAACUCUGCUGCUGUAAAGGAAGUUGCUCUUGUUCUCAAAGCCUUGUAUGAUGCAGAAGUCUUGGAGGAAGAGUACAUUGUGAAGUGGUACGAGGAAGGUCUGGCUGGUGGGAACAAAGAAUCGGCUAUUUGGAAGAACUGCAAACCCUUCAUCGAAUGGCUCCAGAAUGCUGAGUCCGAGAGUGAAGACGAGUGA
Oldenlandia corymbosa var. corymbosa is the source of this 1350-nucleotide messenger RNA. The record is from the annotation of a GenBank genome assembly. NCBI's taxonomy places the organism in Eukaryota, Viridiplantae, Streptophyta, Magnoliopsida, Gentianales, Rubiaceae.